Messenger RNA from Cucurbita maxima (winter squash), 1546 nucleotides. Its product is annotated as lactosylceramide 4-alpha-galactosyltransferase-like. NCBI's taxonomy places the organism in Eukaryota, Viridiplantae, Streptophyta, Magnoliopsida, Cucurbitales, Cucurbitaceae. Bases 214 to 1434 code for a protein of 406 amino acids. The transcript has a single exon. The record is from RefSeq and is a predicted model, not a curated record.
AAUUCUAUUUCUUUCAGUUGACUUCACGAUAAUCUGAUCAACCUCAUCCAGCAGACCAAGCAAGCAACCUGAAUAAAUUAAUUUUGCUUGGAGUUAUGUCUUCCUACAUUGGUGUAAUCGCCAAAAAAGAUGUCCUAAUCAUGAGUUUUUUCAAAUAGCCUCAUUAAGCAUAUCCCAAACUUCACAUCUUGUGGGAAGAACCUCCAGAAAGAAAUGUCUGAAAGGUGUACUGUAUCACCCAUAUUGCCAACCAUCUUGCUUGCUGCCAUCAUCAUCUUUAUAUGUGGAGAUGGCAUGAUCUACAAAGCUUCGAUUCGAACAGUAUCCAUAAAUGAGAACAAAAAUUCAAACUCAACAAUUACGUGCAUAACACAAGAGCCACUGAAGUCCUCGCCAGAAAACAGAGAAGAAGAUGAUGAUAGUGGAACUUUUGAUUCCUUGAUAGUUCCAUUCAAUCUUUCAGGAAAAAAGGCAAGAAUUGAUUGGUUUAGGAAACACCUUCCCGACUUUCGAAUUUUGCAGUCAAACAAUUUCACGCAGCAGUUCCAUAAUCGACUUCAGGAGUUUCUCAGCCAUGAUUGUGAGACACAAUUCUUCAUGACAUGGAUAUCUCCAACAAGGACUUUCAGAAGAAGAGAACUACUGGCAGCAGAAAGCAUUUUCAAGUCUCACCCCCGUGGAUGCUUAACUAUUCUAUCAAGAACUCUGGACUCAGAAAGAGGCUACAAGAUUCUUCAACCUCUACUUGAUCGUGGGUUUAAAAUUCUGGCAAUCACACCGGACUUGCCUUCUCUAUUCAAAAAUACCCCUGUUGAGACUUGGUUUGAUGAGAUGAAGAGAGGAAAAAAAGACCCAGGUCAGAUUCCAUUAGCUCAGAAUCUAUCUAACCUGAUGAGACUUGCAGUUCUAUACAAGUAUGGAGGUGUUUACAUAGAUACAGAUUUUAUUGUUUUGAAGUCUUUCAUGGGGUUGAAGAACUGUAUUGGCGCUCAAAGUAUUGAUCCGGUAUCUAAGAACUGGACUAGACUGAAUAAUGCUGUUCUUGUUUUUGAUAAGAAGCAUCCACUUCUAGAGAAAUUCAUGGAAAAUUUUGCAUCGAAUUUUGAUGGGAGCAGAUGGGGAUAUAAUGGACCUUUUCUGGUCUCCAGAGUAAUAGCAAAGGUAACAGGAGCCGGAGAUAGACCAGGUUUUAACGUCACUAUAUUGCCUCCAGCAGCAUUCUACCCAGUGGACUGGACCAAGAUUGGUGAACUUUUUAAGAAGCCAGGAAACCGAGCUUCUGCAAAUUGGGCAAAAGCAAUGCUAUCUCAGCUAAAUGACAAGGCUUAUGGAAUACACCUAUGGAACAAGCAGAGUAAAAGUUAUACCAUUCAAAAGGGAAGUGUCAUAGAAAAAUUAGUUUCUGAUCAUUGCAUCGUUUGCAAAUACACUUAGAAUUAGGGAAAGCUCUACGAGAACAAAUGUAAAGAUGCAUGAAAAACUACAAUUUAUUUAAUACAGUACACCGAAAAUCUUAUCAAGAAUAAAGUGAAAGCAUUUUCCUCAC